Lentinula edodes (shiitake mushroom) is the source of this 225-nucleotide messenger RNA. RefSeq lists its product as uncharacterized. NCBI's taxonomy places the organism in Eukaryota, Fungi, Basidiomycota, Agaricomycetes, Agaricales, Omphalotaceae. The transcript has a single exon. The record is from RefSeq and is a predicted model, not a curated record. The annotation marks the transcript as partial.
AUGACUACCCAUAAAGCGCAAGGGCAAACAAUGCGUUCCGCAAUUGUUGAUAUCGAGUCAUGUCACGGGACCGAAGCUCCAUAUGUUAUGCUCUCUCGUGUCAAAACGCUCGAUGGGCUCCUCGUACUUCGGCCAUUCCAACUGAGAAAAAUACAAUGUCACCAAUCUCAAGACAAUAGAAUUGAGCAGCAAAGGCUGCGUUACUUAUCACUUACCACCAUUGUA